Molecule: messenger RNA, 2969 nt
Organism: Podospora pseudopauciseta
Lineage: Eukaryota; Fungi; Ascomycota; Sordariomycetes; Sordariales; Podosporaceae
Exons: 3
Coding region: 676-2547 (623 amino acids)
Biological process (GO): UDP-glucose transmembrane transport
Cellular component (GO): cis-Golgi network; endoplasmic reticulum-Golgi intermediate compartment; Golgi apparatus
Molecular function (GO): antiporter activity
Source: RefSeq, a predicted model, not a curated record
CGUGAUCCAAGCAGUAGGUGGACUGGAAGCUUGGCUCUUGUCAACAUCCCAUCUCCCUACGGCCUGUUCUCAGGAUCUUGUUAGUCAACCGAGAUGGUUGAGGGAGUGAUGAUAUUUGCCGUAGAGGUAGUUCAGGGUUCAGUCGUCGUUCUGAGUAGGUGUUACUCUCUGUCUCUGGGGUUGUUGUACAUCUUCGGCUAUGUGUUCCGGUCACCACGUUUUGGUCUCGGUCCGUUCCACUCUUGUAAUUCUCCUGGCGGACAAGAAUGAAGACCAGAUAACGUCAUUGGAAGACAGAGAGAGACAUCAUCAAACAUCAAAUGGAAAGCAAAGAUAACAGGCGAUCACGGAUGGGUUAACAGUGGAAGACAGUUGAAUGCCAGGUAGCGGGCAGGCAAAAUGCUCCGGCGCGUUCCAAGUAGGCUUGGCAAAGGCAGCCAACCACUGGCGACCUCGCCCAAAGCCGGCGGUCCCCCUGUUUCCUGCUGCUGCUGGACCAUCGCUGGGACCAAUCCGGCCACGUCUCGGGGCCCCAACCGCUCCACCGCUCAUCUUUGCUGCCAUGGCUGAUGAUGCUAGGGACCACCGGGCCCAGAGCUUAGCGAACACCAAUGCGCUGGAAUUGAUUGAAUUGAACCCCAUGAUGAGUCCUGUGAGGGCUCCGACGUUUGAACAAUGUCUCUCCCUUCCCUAUUCCCAUCAACUGAACCUGCCCAUCCUCCGUCCCAUCUCCCCGUCCCCGAACCGCCCUCUGACGCCGACACCGACACCGACACCGACACCGACGUCUCUGUCCCGAGACAUCUCGAUCAGCAGAAGCCAACGCCUCCCGGGCACGCGACACCGCUAUCCGCUACACCACUGGUAGCAGCUGUUGUACCAGUCCCCGGCCCUUGGACAUCCUCCACGCACCCACAUCCCGCAACGGGAUCCAGAUUGGCUGGUGACGACAUCGAGAUGGAUUCUCUAGCACCCUCAGGGCACCGUCGCCGACGAAGCAGCUUGAUCAAUCCCGCCAAUGUCGCUAACAAUCGUCACCGGUCGCCACACGCGCGGGGCCAUGGCAUUGACGAGCCAAAAAUAUCAGAGGAGGGCAGUCUGGGAGAACCUCUACGGCUGGACGAGUUGGACGUGGAAUUGUCGGACGAGGACCUUCAUGACGACGAGGAGACUGGUUUGACGGCAAAGGAGCGGACGAGAAAAAAGAAAAAGAGAACUCGCAACCAAUUACUCGACCAGAGAAUAGUGCGAGAGAAGGUGUCGCCAGAAGAACAAAAAGAGGCGGACCGCUUUGUGAUGAAGGAGUUGUUAAUCAACGCUGGGCUCAUUGGGUUAUGGUACUUUUUUUCCCUGUUGAUAUCACUUUACAACAAAUGGAUGUUCUCUCCCGACAAGCUCGGCUUCCCAUUUCCUAUGUUUACAACAGCCAUGCACAUGCUCGUGCAAUUUUCCCUAGCCUCCCUCGUCCUAUAUCUCUUCCCAUCCUUCCGGCCCACCAACGGCCAUGUUCCAAAUCCAGGCGAGCUGGACUCGCCAGAAUCCAAGAAACCCCUAAUGUCACCAUUAUUCUACCUCACCCGCAUCGGCCCCUGCGGUCUAGCAACAGGUCUCGACAUAGGAUUAGGGAACACCUCGUUGCAAUUCAUCACCCUCACCUUCUACACAAUGUGUAAAUCCUCCUCCCUAGCCUUCGUCCUCCUCUUCGCCUUCCUCUUCCGCCUCGAAUCCCCCACCUGGCGCCUAACAGCCAUCAUCGCCACCAUGACCCUCGGCGUAGUAAUGAUGGUAGCGGGCGAAGUCUCCUUCAACCUCCCCGGCUUCCUCCUCGUCAUCUCGGCCGCCUUCUUCAGCGGCUUCCGUUGGGCCCUAACCCAAAUCCUCCUCCUCCGCAACCCCGCCACCUCCAACCCCUUCAGCUCCAUCUUCUUCCUCGCUCCAGUAAUGUUCGUCUCCCUGUUGACCAUCGCCUUCCCCGUCGAGGGUGUCUCCGGCCUCAUCAAAGGCCUCUCCGCCAUAGCAGAAGAACGCGGCACCCUCAUGGCGCCAUUGAUCCUCCUAUUCCCCGGCAUGAUCGCCUUUUUCAUGACAGCCGCCGAGUUUGCCCUCCUCCAACGCACCAGCGUCGUCACCUUGUCCAUCGCGGGGAUAUUCAAAGAGGCAGUCACCAUCUCGGCGGCUGCGAUUGUUUUUGGCGAUCGCAUGACAUUUGUCAACAUCAUCGGCCUGACUGUAACCCUCGUCGCAAUAGGAGCGUACAAUUACAUUAAAAUCUCCAAGAUGAGACGGGAAGCGCAGGAAGGUGUGCAUAAGGGGCAGGAGCAUCUGUUGGAAGAGCACACCACUGAUGGUCCCUCGAGCGGCAGCGACGAGGAGGAGGAUGAUGAUGAUGAUCUCCUUCGCAGGGGUGAAGCCGCGGGUUUGUUGCGGAGGGAAAGUCUUGACGAUCACGACGACGGGGUGUUGUUUACCGCGGACGGCGCAGAGGUCGUUAGUAGGCCCGUGUCGAAAUCCCCGGAUAAGCAUUUGCAGGAUAGGAGGGAGGAUUAAACCGCUGUAACACUGUAUUUGAUUUUCUUAUGUUUCUUUUCAGUUAUUUGUAUAUCUAUGAUACCCCCGGAACAACAAGAAGGAAACCAGACAACAUUUAAAGUUAAGCUUACUUCGUCAACAUCUAUACCUACCAAACGGGACGGGAGCGGGAAAGAGUUGGAGUCGAGCACAGAAAACAAAACAGCAUGGAAAAGUACAGGCGAACACAUACGGAGUGGUGGGGAAGGGGGGUUCGGGAGACGGCGGUGCUAUCUUGGAAAACUUUCUUUGGGCAUUCAAAUCCGUCUUUCUGUCUGUAUACGGACAGACAGAUAGGCGGGCAAGGCGUACAUUAUCAUUACCAGACAACACACAUCAUACAUAGCAUAGCAGCAUAGGAGGCGUAAAAUGGCAGAAUACAAUACAUAAAUUCUUCGUCA